AUGUUCUUGCCCAGAGGCUCAGCUGCGACUUUACGCAAGUCGGCAACGAGCGCCUCGCGCAGUUUUCUGCGAUGUAGGCGAGGCCUACUUACUCUCGCGAUUGAAUCAUCAUGUGACGACACCUCAGUUGCGAUCGUUGAGAAGAUGAGCGAUAUCUCGAGAGGAGACCAGGCUAAAAUUCACUUCCUUGAAAACAUCACCGCCGAUUCUCGAGCUCACCGUGGAAUUCAUCCGAUCCUCGCCCUCGAAUCUCACCAAGAGAACCUCGCCGAUCUUGUCAAUAAGGCCCUCCUGAGUCUACCGACGUCGAAUGACGGAGCCGAGUCGAUUAGACUAGCUGAUGGAUCAUUCCGCCAAAGGCCAGACUUCAUAUCUGCUACCAGAGGUCCCGGCAUGCGCUCCAACCUGUCGGUCGGCCUGGAUACAGGGAAGGCCCUUUCGGUUGCAUGGCAGAUUCCCAUGGUCGGAGUCCACCACAUGCAAGCGCAUCUGUUGACUCCUCGACUGGUAUCAUGUUUGGAUCAUACCAAGGAGUCAAAUUCACCAAAUCUCACAUCGCCACAAUUCCCGUUCCUGUCUAUCCUCGUCUCCGGGGGUCAUUCGAUUCUAGUCCAUUCCAAAUCCCUAACAGAUCACAAAAUCAUGGCAUCAAGCGACGAUAUUGCAAUAGGCGAGACACUGGAUAAAUCAGCCCGAGAGAUCUUACCUCCGACCCUACUGCAGGAAGCCAAAACGACCAUGUACGGCAAGACGCUGGAGCAAUUCGUCUUUCCCAAUGGACCGGCCGAUUUCGCUGAUUAUCGACCCCCAAUGACCCGCGGUGAGGAGGUGAUCAAGCGUAAAAGUCAGUGGGGAUGGAGUGUGACAACUCCAUUUGCGAAUACUAGGGCAUUGCAGCUCAGUUUCUCAUCGGUCGCAAGUAUGGUCAAUAAAAUCGUCAAAGACAAGGAUGACCGCUUGUCCGACGAAGAGAGGGUGGAUCUAGGUAGAGAAGCGAUGCGUGUCUGCUUCGAGCAUCUUUCCUCGCGAACGAUCAUCGCUCUCGAGGCUCUCCGUCUCAGAUACCGCGAUGAAGACGAGAUCAAGACCCUUGUCGUGAGCGGGGGUGUCGCAGCCAAUAAAUUCCUCAUGCACGUUCUACGAUCAUUCCUGGACGUUCGUGGAUUUGAACAUGUGAAUAUUGUCGCUCCGCCUCCUUACUUGUGUACCGACAAUGCGGCUAUGAUUGGAUGGGCAGGCAUUGAGAUGUUUGAGGCUGGAUGGAGGACUAAUUUGAGCUGUCGGGCUCUCCGCAAGUGGACUCUUGAUCCAGAGGCCGAAGAUGGUGGAGUCCUAGGGCCUACUGGGUGGAUUCGGGAUUGA
Molecule: messenger RNA, 1362 nt
Organism: Penicillium daleae
Lineage: Eukaryota; Fungi; Ascomycota; Eurotiomycetes; Eurotiales; Aspergillaceae
Product: N(6)-L-threonylcarbamoyladenine synthase family protein
Exons: 2
Coding region: 1-1362 (453 amino acids)
Biological process (GO): mitochondrial tRNA threonylcarbamoyladenosine modification
Cellular component (GO): mitochondrion
Source: RefSeq, a predicted model, not a curated record